CCUGCCAAUGCAGGAGACCUAAGAAAUGUGGAUUUGAUCCCUGGGUCGGGAAGAUCCCCUGGAAGAGGGCAUGGCAACCCACUCCCUUAUUCUUGCCCGGGGAAUCCCAUGGACAGAGGAGCCUGGCGGGCUAUCUAUAGUCCACAGGGUCACACAGAGUUGGACACGACUGAAACAACUCAGCACACAUGCACAUGCCCCCGCUUUACUGAAGGGAAAACUGAGGUUCACGGAGGUUAACCAGCAACGCACGAAAGAGGAACGCGGGCCUGUCUGCCCUACGGCCUGGAGAAGGAAGACUUCAGCUAGGAGACUCUGCCCGGGCUGCGUCACUUGUCCCUCUCCUCCCCCCGCCCCACCCCCGCUACAGCCACCAGCAUCCCGUCCUGUCUCCCUGUAGCAGUGGGCGGCCUGGGGAAAUCCUCCCCCAACUCUGACAAACGAACUGACACACGGGCCCCAGGUCACGACCUCCCCUGAUUUGUGGCAUUAAGGACUCAGUUUCAAGGCCAGGGGUCCUUCAGCUCCAGAAAGCCCCCAAAGACCCUCCUGGGGUCAGAGCUCAACAGCUUUUGGGGAAAAACCAGCCACCCUGUACAGGCUGCGUCCCCACGUGCUGCCUGAGAGGGGCUGACGGGCAGAGGGCUGGCCCAGCGGCUGUUUGUCUGGGUGGAGCCUGUCGUCACACGGCUUAUCUGCCUCCGGCGGGCCCCUCUGUGCCUCCCUAAGCCUCUGUGUUUGCUGUCACCUCACUGCUUCCAGCCCCUCUGCUUUGCCCCAGGGCCCUGCUGCCCUGCGCCCUGCUCCCAGAGGAAGCCGGAGUCAGCCGAGGCCACCGACCCACCACUAGAGCCAUGGUCCACGGGUACAAGGGGGUCAAAUUCCAAAACUGGGCGAGGACCUAUGGCUGUUGCCCGGAGAUGUACUUUCAGCCCACAUCCGUGGAGGAGAUCAGAGAGGUGCUGGCCCUGGCCAGGCAGCAGAACAAGCGGGUGAAGGUGGUGGGCGGUGGCCACUCACCCUCAGACAUCGCCUGCACUGACGGCUUCAUGAUCCACAUGGGCAAGAUGAACCACGUGCUCAAGGUGGACACAGAGAAGAAGCAGGUGACCGUGGAGGCCGGCAUCCUCCUGGCUGACCUGCACCCACAGCUGGACAAGCAUGGCCUGGCUUUGUCCAACCUGGGAGCUGUGUCAGACGUGACCGCAGGUGGCGUCAUCGGGUCUGGAACCCACAACACGGGGAUCAAGCACGGCAUCCUGGCCACACAAGUGGUGGCGCUGACCCUGCUGAUGGCCGACGGGACCAUUCUCGAGUGUUCCGAGUCCAGCAACGCAGAGGUGUUCCAGGCCGCGCGCGUGCACCUGGGCUGCCUCGGAGUCAUCCUCACAGUCACAUUGCAGUGUGUGCCCCAGUUCCACCUGCAGGAGACCACCUUCCCCUCAACCUUGAAAGAGGUUCUUGACAACCUGGACAGUCACCUGAAGAAAUCUGAAUACUUCCGCUUUCUCUGGUUCCCACACAGCGAGAACGUCAGUGUAAUCUACCAGGACCACACCAACAAGCCGCCCUCCUCUUCAGCCAACUGGUUCUGGGACUACGCUAUUGGAUUCUACUUACUGGAGUUCCUACUCUGGAUCAGCACCUUCUUGCCAGGCCUUGUGGGCUGGAUCAAUCGCUUUUUCUUCUGGCUCCUGUUUAACGGGAAGAAGGAAAACUGCAACCUCAGCCACAAGAUCUUCACCUACGAGUGCCGCUUCAAGCAGCAUGUCCAGGACUGGGCCAUCCCCAGAGAGAAGACCAAAGAGGCCCUGCUGGAGCUGAAGGCCAUGCUGGAGGCGAACCCCAAGGUGGUGGCCCACUACCCCGUGGAAGUCCGCUUCACUCGCGGGGACGACAUCCUGCUGAGCCCCUGCUUCCAGCGCGACAGCUGCUACAUGAACAUCAUCAUGUACAGGCCCUAUGGUAAGGACGUGCCGCGGCUGGACUACUGGCUGGCCUACGAGACCAUCAUGAAGAAGGUGGGAGGCAGGCCCCACUGGGCCAAGGCCCACAACUGCACCCGGAAGGACUUUGAGAAAAUGUACCCAGCCUUCAAGAGGUUCUGUGCCAUCCGAGAAAAGCUGGACCCCACGGGGAUGUUCCUGAACGCCUAUCUGGAGAAGGUGUUCUACUGAAGCACAAACAGAAAACAAGCCUAGCCCACCUCAUCCCACCUCCAGGCCCACCUCCCACAGGGUUGAAGGCUCGUCCCACUGUCCUGUUGGGGAACAGACAUCUCCCCUGGGGCCCUCUGCCAGGACACCCACAGCUGCUCUGACCCACAGCAAGGAACCUGGGUCUGGGCAUCCCCUAACUCCUUCAUCCUCGCAGCACCCCGUGUAAGAAAGAGCACCAAAUUCCUUUACCUCUCCAGCAGCAUCCUCUUAGCCCAAGCCUGCGGUCACCACAUCCCGUUCCCAGGAGACAGAGAAGCCCCCAAAUGUUCUGCAUGUCUAGGAGGACUCGGCCAUUCUCACAUUCCACCCGCCCUGCCCACCCUCCUAGGGAGGAGUCCCACCAGCAUACGUUUAGACACAGAGGUCGUGUGUGCUAUGCUCUGCUUCCUUUCACCCUCAAGGGUCUUUAAGAUGCUCAGAGACAUGUGCCCUGUCCUGGGACUGUCCUCUUCCAGGGGGUCCACUAGUCCGCCUGACCGCCCACAGCCCAACCUGCAGCAUGUCUAUUCCAGGGAUGUUUGGAAAGGGGGACUUUCCUUGCCUUCUUUUUAAUAAAGGCCAAGGGUUCAUUUA
Molecule: messenger RNA, 2792 nt
Organism: Dama dama (fallow deer)
Lineage: Eukaryota; Metazoa; Chordata; Mammalia; Artiodactyla; Cervidae
Product: L-gulonolactone oxidase
Exons: 12
Coding region: 855-2177 (440 amino acids)
Cellular component (GO): membrane
Molecular function (GO): FAD binding; D-arabinono-1,4-lactone oxidase activity
Source: RefSeq, a predicted model, not a curated record